Messenger RNA from Racocetra fulgida, 829 nucleotides. The record is from the annotation of a GenBank genome assembly. NCBI's taxonomy places the organism in Eukaryota, Fungi, Glomeromycota, Glomeromycetes, Diversisporales, Gigasporaceae.
AUGGCAGUUAUUGAUAAACCCGAAAAUGCACCAGAACACUGUCCGGGGCCAAGUACCGAACAGGCGGGAAAAGCCUCAGCAUGCGAAGGCUGCCCUAAUCAGAAGAUAUGCGCUACAGCACCGAAAGGACCCGAUCCAGGAGGGGUUGGUAAAAGUACUUUUACAGCACAACUUGGAUUUGCUUUUGCUAGUGAAGAAAAUAUUCAGAUUGGGGUAAUGGAUAUUGAUGUAUGUGGGCCAUCAAUUCCAAAAAUCAUGGGAUUGGAGGGAGAACAAGUUCAUCAAAGUUUAUCUGGGUGGUCACCGGUUUAUGUACAAGAUAAUUUAGGAGUUAUGUCGAUAGGAUUUAUGCUAUCUGACCCUGAUGAAGCAGUUAUUUGGCGUGGACCAAAGAAAAAUGAUGUAGAUUGGGGAGAUUUAGACUUUAUGUUGAUUGAUACACCACCUGGUACAUCCGAUGAACAUUUAUCAAUUGCACAAUAUCUUAAAGAAAGCGAAAUAGAUGGAGCAAUUAUAAUUACAACACCACAAGAAGUAGCAUUGCAGGAUGUUAGAAAAGAAAUUGAUUUUUGUAGAAAAGUAAAAAUACCAAUUUUAGGCGUUGUUGAAAAUAUGAGUGGAUUUAUCUGUCCGAAUUGUAAGGGUGAAUCGAUUAUUUUUGCACCAACAACAGGUGGGGCAAAAAAAAUGGCAGAAGAUCUGAAUGUUAAAUAUUUGGGAUCAAUUCCUUUGGAUCCUAGAAUCGGAAAAGCAUGCGAUACGGGUAUAUCAUUUCUUGAUGAAUACCCGGAUUCACCAGCUUGUAAAGCUUAUUUGGACAUUAUUUCUG